Molecule: messenger RNA, 2087 nt
Organism: Solanum lycopersicum (tomato)
Lineage: Eukaryota; Viridiplantae; Streptophyta; Magnoliopsida; Solanales; Solanaceae
Product: probable serine/threonine-protein kinase PBL19
Biological process (GO): protein phosphorylation
Molecular function (GO): protein kinase activity; ATP binding
Source: RefSeq, a predicted model, not a curated record
CAUCGAUAUUUUUGUAGUCUUCUCAAGUUUUGUCUUUCCUUACUCCUUUUCCUUUCAUACACGUUAACACGCUCUCUCUCUCUAUAAUCUUUACAUGCUUAUGUGACGCUUCUUUAAACCAUUUUCAACAUUUGACUACUUAUACAGCUGCAAAAUUCUUGUUUUUUUACAGUUUAUUUCAAUAUAUAUUGCUUAAUCUUUACAAUUCUGAAGUGGGUUUUUGAGCUUUUCUUGUUUUUCUUCUGUUUUCUCAUAUGGGUUUCUCUGGUUUUUGAGUUUUCUUGCUUUUUUACUGAUACCCACUUGAAAUUUUGUCCCCUUUUUGGUGUAAAAGCUACCAGUUCCCACUUUUUGAUUGACUUUUCUCUGUUCCUUCCACACAUAUUUUCAUUUUUCUUUGCUUUGUUCUAGUUUUGUUCCUUUUUCAGCUGCAGAAAGUUGGUAUCUUUUCACUAUUUAUCAUCAAUUUUUGUCUUUCCCGAGUUAUUGACUUGAUAAGAGUAGCAGAAGCUUAAAGAAAAACAAAACUUUUUUUUUUUAAAACCCUAUUGGGGUGUUGAAAUUUUCAAGCUUUAAGCAAAAUGCUGAAGUGUUUUUAUAUAUUCAAAGAUAAAUCGAGGUCUCGUAGGAGAGGGGAAUCAGCACCAGAAUUGAGUAAUGAAAGUAGGAGAAAUGGUAAUUCAGAAGGAAAUAGGGUAACUAGGUCUACAGGUUCAGUUUCAUCUCCUCGAAGUAUACCGGAAAUGUAUAGAGAAAGAGAGCAAAAUUUGAGGGUUUUUACUCUCUCUGAGCUUAAGGAGGCUACAAGGAAUUUCAAUAGAUUGCUAAAGAUUGGGGAAGGUGGUUUUGGGAGUGUGUAUAAAGGUUCAAUUCAGCCUUCUAAUGGAAAGGGUGAUCCUGUUGUGGUUGCUGUUAAGAAACUCAAUACACUUGGAUUGCAGGGCCACCGACAAUGGAUUGCAGAAGUUCAAUUCCUCGGUGUGUUGGAGCACCCUAAUCUUGUUAAACUUCUGGGAUAUUGCGCUACAGAUGGCGAAAGAGGGAUUCAGCGCCUGUUGGUUUACGAAUACAUGCAAAAUAGGAGCUUAGAGGAUCAUCUGUUCAACAAAGCCGUACCUGUAGUUCCUUGGAGAACAAGAUUAAAAAUUAUCCUUGGUGCCGCACAAGGGAUGGCUUAUCUGCACGAGGGACUAGAAGUCCAGGUGAUAUAUCGAGAUUUCAAGUCAUCAAAUGUGCUACUGGAUGAGAAUUUUUGUGCAAGGCUUUCAGAUUUUGGGCUUGCAAGGGAAGGGCCAGCUGGUGACCGCUCUCAUGUGUCUACAGCGCCGGUGGGGACUUUAGGAUAUGCUGCCCCUGAAUAUGUGGAAACUGGACAUCUAUCAGUUAAGAGUGAUGUAUGGAGCUUUGGAGUUGUCCUCUAUGAGAUCCUCUCAGGCAGGCGAACUUUGGAAAGGAGCCGUCCUGUGAACGAGCAGAAACUUCUUGAUUGGGUAAAACAAUUUCCUGCUGAUAGUAGAAGAUUUAGCAUGAUAAUUGACUCGAGGCUUCGAAACGACUUCUCAAUUAUUGCUGCUAAGAGAAUUGCUAAACUGGCUGAUAGCUGCUUAAACAAGAACGCCAAAGAGCGACCAAAAAUGAGCGAAGUGGUUGAGAUACUGACACAGGCAGUACAAGAAUCACAAGGAACAACUUCUACUGAAGCUACUGGUGCAGGUCCAUCUAGGCCUACACAGCUUCCCUUACCUAACCAACUCAAAAAGAAGACCAUCUCCGAAACUGCACGACCAAUGAUCCCCUUAGCUCAGGCUUGAAGACUCCACAUAUCGCGGGAUCAAACUUAUUUCAUCCUCAAAAUUGAGACCCUUAUGCACGAAACGAGUGUCUAUAUACGUAUAUAUAUAUAUAUUAAGUAAUAUUCUUUGGCAAAAGUGUGUUCUUUUUGAUUAAGUAUGUUUACACUAGGGAGAGUAUGGCAAAAGGAGGGAAGUUUUCUUUUUGUAUUAUAAGUGAUGCAAGUACUUGUAGUGUUUAUGUAAAUAAAUCCAUUUGUUUUCCAAGUUAUCAAAAAACAAAUUUUUGUGACUCCU